This is a messenger RNA of Homarus americanus (American lobster), 1418 nucleotides long. RefSeq names its product relaxin receptor 1-like. Gene Ontology annotation, molecular function: G protein-coupled receptor activity. The record is from RefSeq and is a predicted model, not a curated record. Gene Ontology annotation, cellular component: membrane. Gene Ontology annotation, biological process: G protein-coupled receptor signaling pathway. Lineage: Eukaryota; Metazoa; Arthropoda; Malacostraca; Decapoda; Nephropidae.
AUGGAGAACAUAGAGCUGACCACUGACCUACUGGUGAACAUCUCGGCCGAUUCACCCGCGUCCACCCGCAACGUCACCCACGCAUACUUCAAGAGGUUCCGUUACUGUGGUUACUUACUUCAUGUACUGGACUGUCGACCCAAGACUGACGGUGUGUCCUCAUUUGAACAUUUAAUGGUAAGGAUGGAGCUACGGGUAGCAGUGUGGUUGGGCCUGGUGACUCUGGUGGGGAACCUGAUGGUGCUUAGUGGACGCGUUCUCUCCCGUGACGACAACAAGAUCCUCUCCCUCUUCAUCCGUAACCUGGCAGUGGCUGACCUGCUGACGGGUUUUAUUGUGGUGGUGGCCGCCAAGGACCUACAGUUGGUCGAGUACCACGAACACGCCUACUACUGGAUGACCUCCUGGCAGUGUACCCUCACCGGCGUCCUGGCCAUGACGUCAGCCGAGGUGUCGGUCUUGAUCCUGUCGUUUAUGUCUGUGGAGCGGUGGGUAUGCAUCACCUGGCCCUUGCGGCACAAGCUCUCCCUGGAGGGCAAGGUCGCCCUCACCUGCAUCUGGGCACUCAGCUUCCUUUUGGCCGUCACCCCAGUUCUCUAUUACCAAGGGCAGCCGAGGUUCUAUGGUACAAUGGGUUGUGCUUCCGCUGCAUCUGGACGACCCUGGGUGCCCGUGUUCUAUUCAGCUCUCAUCUUUGUUGGCCUUAACCAAAUUGGUGUGGUACUGAUCUUAAUGUCGUACACUGGGAUGUUCUGCAGCAUCCGUAGGACAAGAGCCAACACACCGCUCUCCUGGGCGAUCGAGAGUUCGCCAUGCUUCUUCUUCAUAGUCUUCACCGACUGCCUCUGCUGGACGCCCAUUAUCAUCCUCCGCAUCAUGGCACUUGCCGACAUCCCCAUCACGCGUCAGUAUCAAUAAAUGGGUUAAUUUUCUUGGGGUUCCUGAAGAUAGUGUGUAACAUCCUCAGCAUGUUAGUUCUGGCCUCCACCAUGAGUCACUGGCCACUGUAACCACAGGUUUGGUUAUGAAGACUACCCGUGUUUCCAUUGAUUUUCACAACACUUGUUUGGGGAAUUUGUGUAUGAAAUUAUCACUGGGUUGGAAACGUUGUAUUUUGUAGUAAAAAGUACUUAUUUGGGGAAAGGUGGAGAUUGAAUUAAAUGAAUCUUGUAUCUGACAUAUGGUUUUUCCUCCCUUUCACUACAGCCAAGCUCUCGCCUACGUGGUGGUGGUGUUGUUGCCCAUAAACUCAGCCUCAACCCUUCCUCUACACCUUCACCACCACCAAGUUUCGCUCCCAGGUUCGACGCUUUCUCACGGGGCGGGGCGUGUGUCGCUGGCCACACCGGAGAUUCUGACUCAGAGGUUACCAGGACGUCUUUCUUCAGGAGUGCCACCUACAGGCUCACCAAGGCAGG